Messenger RNA from Andrographis paniculata, 1660 nucleotides. Its product is annotated as anthocyanidin 3-O-glucosyltransferase 2-like. The record is from RefSeq and is a predicted model, not a curated record. Gene Ontology annotation, molecular function: UDP-glycosyltransferase activity. The transcript is spliced from 2 exons. Lineage: Eukaryota; Viridiplantae; Streptophyta; Magnoliopsida; Lamiales; Acanthaceae. The coding region runs from base 85 to 1542 and encodes 485 amino acids.
CUUAUAAAAACAAACAAGCUCAUUUUCAUACCAUUUUGGUUUUUCUUUCCCUUUAUUCAAACUUAGACUAAAAACUCCAAAUAAAUGUCUCAACCAAUAGAGCUUGUGUUCAUCCCCUCGCCGGGGCUGAGCCACGUCAUCUCCACCGUCGAGGCCGCCAAGCUCCUCCUCGCCCGCGGCGGCGAUCGCCUCACCGUCACUGUCGUCAUCGUCAGUCUCCCCGACGACGAAAAUGAUAAAAAAGAGAAGAUGUUGUCCGAUGUCAAAGCAACAAUCCCACGCCUUCGAUUCAUCGACUUGCCUUAUGACCAUAAUGCCCCUGGUGCAGAAUCCCCGGCCUUUCGAUUCACUUAUAUCCUUAGUUGUGGCGACAAAAUCAAGCAAUUAUUGUCGGAUUUGAUCGAGAAGCCAUCCGUCCCCGGCUCCCGGCUAGUCGGGCUUGUGCUCGAUAUGUUUUGCACGAAUUUAAUUCAGGUGGGUAAUGAAUUGAGCAUUCCUUCGUACGUGUUCUACACGGCUGGAGCAUUCAGUCUUGGCGUGUACUACGACAUCGUUUCACUCAAAUUCGAACAAAAUCAGGACCUGACACAAUACAAAGAUUCCGACACUAAACAACUCUCCUCGCGAUGUGCCUCUCAGCCUAUUCCCGCCAAAAUAUUUCCUCUGGUGUUCGUCGACGGCAACCCUUUCGGAGACAUCUUCCUCGAAUUCUACCGAAAAUUUGUCGACGCCAAAGGAGUUCUCAUCAACACCUUCUACGAACUCGAACCCUACGCCGUCGAUUCUCUGUCCGCUCAUUACAAAAACUAUCCAAAGGUUUACCCGAUCGGACCGGUGUUGAAGGACAAUCCUGGCUCUAGCGGCAAUCCGUCGGUAGCCGAUUUGAUGAAGUGGCUGGACGAUCAGCCGGACGAUUCGGUGGUGUUUCUGUGCUUCGGGUCGAUGGGGGCAUUAGAAGGAGCUCAGGUUCGGGAAUUCGCCAAGGCUCUAGAAGGUUCCGGAAGUAGGUUCGUGUGGUCGUUGCGGAAGCCGACGGCGUCGUUUCUUCCGAGCGAGUACGGAGACUACGGGGAGGUUCUUCCGGAGGGGUUUUUGGAGCGGACGGCGGGAAGAGGGCGGGUGAUCGGGUGGGCCCCGCAGGUGGCGGUGUUGGCGCACGCGGCGGUCGGGGGAUUCGUGUCGCACUGCGGGUGGAACUCGGUGCUGGAGAGCGUCUGGCAGGGUGUUCCGGUGGCGGCGCUGCCGCUGUACGCGGAGCAGCAGAUAAAUGCGUUCGAGCUGGUGAGGGAGUUGGGGAUGACGGAGGAGAUCAAGAUUGAUUAUAGAAUAGAUUUGACUCGUGGGGGGGCGGCGGAGGAGAUUGUACCGGCGGGGGAAAUCGAGGCGGCGAUCCGGCGGUUGAUGGCCGCGGACGGCGGCGCGAGGGGGAAAGUGAAGGAGAUGCAGAGGAAGAGUCGAGAGGUUUUGAAGGAAGACGGGUCGUCGUACGCGUCGCAAAUGGAGUUCCUCCAAGAUGUGUUGAAAAAUGCUGGAUUGGAAUAGUGCUGGCUUCGCCGCUGGUCGGAAUCUUGUGAUAUUUAUGAUGGUUUGGUUGUGCCAGAUACCAAUGUUAGUAUGUAUCUUUGGAUGAGUUUGGAAAAAAAUUGAUUUGAUUUUGGUA